AUGGCGCCUGUGUCAUUCUGGUCAGCACCCGGCAGCUAUAUUCACUGGGCAGCGCGCGCAAAACCUGCCAUCUUCUGGUCGAUUGUCGUUGGCAGCAUGGGACCUGUUUUCCUGGUCGUUGUACCACCGAUUCGAGAGCGACUAGGCGACAAGAAGAGACCGCAAAUCCCUCUCACAUAUCCAAUCCCAAGAGGACCCCGACAAAUACCUUCCGGCUACGACGACUGA
Zasmidium cellare ATCC 36951 is the source of this 228-nucleotide messenger RNA. RefSeq lists its product as uncharacterized. The transcript is spliced from 3 exons. The coding region runs from base 1 to 228 and encodes 75 amino acids. NCBI's taxonomy places the organism in Eukaryota, Fungi, Ascomycota, Dothideomycetes, Mycosphaerellales, Mycosphaerellaceae. The record is from RefSeq and is a predicted model, not a curated record.